UGAUGGAGACCAUUCAUGGUCUAAAUACAUAACGGUCGCAUCUUUUCGUACAAUUUCUUUUUGACCACCAUGACCAUGUCGGCGAACAGGCAUACUCCCUUGAAUAUUUGCUCACAAGCUAACGACGAGCAUUGCCAACUAAGCGUGCGCUUCGACGACCAAUGCGUCCUCAUCCCAAAGCAUUCUCACCGUCACCGUCUACCAAGAAUGGUGACAAAGUCUUAUUCUCUGCCGUUAUGGAAGAGGCGUCCGUCGAACUCAGGCGGGCCUUCGUCUUCUCCAGAAACAGACGCCUUCGUACCAGAAGACAGCCAUGUUGUUCUGCGAGUUCCGAUUCCUAGUUUCUCCAGUAAAGCGCAAUCUCCUACUCGUACUCGUAAUCUAGGACCUAAACCUCUCUCUCCUUGUCUGGUUCACCGUUCCCCAUCUGCUAUCUCACAGGCAGCCCCCGGGUCUCCCCAAAGUCCACAACGCCCAAGACGCACAGCGUCAUUGUCGCCUUCUCGCUCAGAUCUCAUAACCAUUCCGCUGCGGCCAUGCUGUCCGGGGUGUGAAGCCGUGACGGAGGCGUCUUUGUCGCAGGGAGAUACUUGGACUGAGCACUUCUCUCGGUCCGCACGCAGACGGCGCUCGCUCAGCGCAGACGAAGGACCACGGACCAUUACAGUCGAAGGGAGCGUCGCUGCUGCAUCCUUUGGGCUGCCUCGCUGUGCUCCGAUUAGCGUAGAUGAGGUUGAUAAGCGUCGGCGGUCGAGCGACUCGGCGGUGACGGCGUCAACGUGGUUGAAUAUGGGGGGAGGGGAUGUCAUGGUCAAUACGCAGCGCCCGUCAUCGUCACCGCGCCCGCCGAACUUGGCUGUGCCGUCUACUCCUCGGAUACCGGAGGAAGAUGAUGCCGAGGACGAAGAAGACCAGCUCUUUCCUCUCCCGUCGCCUCGUCGGUCGCCUGCGACAUCUCCCACACCCAGCCCAUCUGCUUCUGUAUCAUGCAUCGGGAUUUGUAGGCCGAGUGGGAGCCCAGUGCCGUCGAAUUCUUCGUCGGUCAGCUUAGGCACAAAGAUGAAUAAAGAUCCGUUCCUUGCACCACCUGUUUCAAGGUCGUCUUCGUCUCUUUCUCUUGCAAAGACUUUCGAGUUCGAUGAAAAUUCACCGCGUGCGCCAUCGCCUCAAGUUCUUGCUACAGCUGCCUCGAUCUCCACACGCCCUUUCAGUCGCUCCCCGUCGCCGCAGACCUCAUGCGCUCCCUCCAUUUCAAUGUCCUCUUCUACUUGGACAGAGGAGCUUGGUGCUGGUGCAAAUAAAGAGCAGACUCCACUCACUGUUCCAUCCCCUACCUCGUCCCUGUCAACUUCUUUCCAUCGAUCACGUAAUUCCACACAGUCGCUUGUUCAUGCCCUGCCAUCGACCUCACCGAACCUCUCAACUUCCCUGCAUAAAAAACGUCAUGGCUCAUUGACGUUGGCUCGCCCCCGGCAUAUUAUUGCUGAUGUCCUUCGCGGGGUGGGUGCAGUCGGAAGUGGGACUGGUGGUGUCGGGGUUCGCGUAUAGACUAACGUUCCUUUCCGUUUGCCAACCAAAUAGUCGUCGAGCUUUAUGGACGUUCCCUUGUCUUCGC
Molecule: messenger RNA, 1615 nt
Organism: Suillus bovinus
Lineage: Eukaryota; Fungi; Basidiomycota; Agaricomycetes; Boletales; Suillaceae
Exons: 2
Coding region: 70-1548 (492 amino acids)
Source: RefSeq, a predicted model, not a curated record